Drosophila ananassae is the source of this 2360-nucleotide messenger RNA. RefSeq lists its product as uncharacterized. The record is from RefSeq and is a predicted model, not a curated record. The transcript is spliced from 2 exons. Bases 10 to 2193 code for a protein of 727 amino acids. NCBI's taxonomy places the organism in Eukaryota, Metazoa, Arthropoda, Insecta, Diptera, Drosophilidae.
AUAUACAAGAUGAGUAUACAGAGGCGGGGCCACAUUAGGGCUUCUGAGCAAGUGCCCAUGUCGCGGCAUCGCUCCUGGCUGUACUCCUUCAUGAAUUCGGUGGAGACGAAUCGUUACCAGGAGUCGCACAGGAAUGUGCUGGAGUUGGGGUCCACUUCCACGUUGGAGGAUUUGGCACGGGCCACCGUCCUCAGAGAAUUGACGACGCGGGACGCCAAGGCGAUGGUGACCGACAUCCUGAAGGAAUACUUUGAUAAAGAUAAAGGCCACGCCUCGGUUUCCUCCUCGGAGUGCUCGCUGCAGGACAACCUGUGCGAGUCCCUGAACAUGGAUCCCCGCCUCAAGCUAUGGUACGACACUCUCCAGGACCGCGCCAUCGUCCAGGCGAAAAUUCAGCGAAAGCUGGGUCGCCGACCCGACGAGAUGCUGAUCAAUCUGCCCACCACAGUGGGCGCCCGGGACAAGGGCACUGUGAACCGGAUCCUUGAUCUCGCCAAUCGCAUGAACCCCACAGCGUUGGCGCAAAGGAAGCCCGUCGAGACCCCCGCGCAGCCCGACGCACAGCAGUGCCUGCCGCCGCUGCAGGAGACGCUGCCGCGCGCCGAGCAGCUCGGGAAAGUACGGCCCGAGAUCAGUGCCCUGACCAAGUCCACCAAGGAGGAGAUCAUGGGCAAGACGAUUCACCCCAAGAAGAAUCCCGCCCAGUGGCAUAAAUCGAAGGUCCUGGAUGCGCGGAUCGAGCGCCAGAGCGAGGACAUCAAACGGAUAAUCGACCACUUUCCGGAGCUGGAGAAUCUGGAGGUGGUCGGCUCAUGCAUGCAGGAAGUAAUAUUCCGUAACGAAGCCCGCGGCAGUGAUGAGGGGGAUAUCGAAAAGUUAUCCAUGUCUUCCAUGUACACCAUUAGCAGUACCAGCCAAUCUCCAGUGUCUGAGGAGCAAAAAGAGCCAACGGACCUCCAGCCAACUUCGGAAUUGGUUCAUCCAAUGAAAGGGGCCGCUGUCAAGAUUAACGGUGUCCUCUACUACAACUCCGCCCGCCGAUGCCCAACACCGGAGGUGGCGUCCCUGUCCUUUGAGUGCCACCCCUACCAGAACAAGGUCAUGGACUUUCUGCGCAUCGAGAACGUUGGUCGCUUGGUGAUAACAUGCCAAUGGAACAUGCAGGAUCCGGGGAAGCGCAUUAGCCAGGCUUUCGCGCCGGUGGUAUCCCUAGACGCGUUCCUCAUAGGAGAGAUGGCCUUUACUGUUUUUCCGGGCGAGGUUCAUGUCUGCCGAGUCCUGUACCGACCACGUGAGUGCCAUUUGAUACGCCUCCGCUAUGAGCUCCGCAUCUUUCCGAAUGUCCUGGGCACGCUGCGCAGCUGCUUUGUGGUCCGGCUGAUUGGUAAAUGUGUGCCGUCGCCGGUGUACACGGGAAAGAUCAUACGGCAGAAGGAAAAAGUUCUCAGCAAGUCCAAGAAAAAGAUGACCGAUACCCUGACCCAGGAGCAAGCUUCCCUGGUGCCGCUGUUGCAGCCGCACGAAGUAGUGUGUCCCUACGAACGGGUCUUCGACGAGCGGGAGGUCUUCAACGCCGAGAACCCGGGCUACCGGUGCGAGCGGUUCGACGACCUGGAGACCCUGAAGGCUCUCCACCAGAAACUGAAGAAACCACGAGAGCCGGCCUGGGAUCUGCGUCUGGAAACCAUCCGGGAGGUGAUCCUGCGUCAGGCCCAGCCGAGCGACAGAGAGCUCUACUUCGGCCAGCUAAUCAUGGUGGAGGAGGCCAUCAAAGGGGGCGGGGCCGGUCCUGCUGGAGAUGGAGAUAUGGUUUCGCCCGCCCGCUUCGGACGGAAUACUGAACGGGACCGGUCCCGGUACAUCUAUGUGCGCGGCUGCAUCGGCAACGGUAUCCAGGAGUGGGAGGAGAUGAUGGCCUCUAUGGAGCUCAGUGCCCUCAAGCUGGACAUCACUCGAUUCCAGGCCAAGCGGCUGGAAGCCGAAGAGAAUGGGGAGGACGAGGACGAGGACGAUCCGCCGGAGCUGAAGCCUUGGAUGCAGAAGCUGCGACGAGAGGAUCCUGCCCUGUAUCUUCUCAAGAAGCUUCGCUCUCGGAAGACCUACAGGGACUCGCUAUACAUCCAGACCUAUUCGCACCUGUGCGACCUGGCCGAGACCGUGGUGUCCGUCAUCGAAAGCACCCAAUACGUUUAAUGUUAGUUCCGUCCAAAUUCCGUGAUUGUCCAAAUCGAAUGUGUUUGUCUAGCUUUAAGUUCUAUUUUGUUUGUCGAUUCUCUUAAAGUCUAAAUUUCAAGUUUGCCAAUGUGAUACAAACAAAAUAAAACUUACAGAUCCCCAAGGAGGGUCUAUUGAUUCGGAAA